Molecule: messenger RNA, 3737 nt
Organism: Castor canadensis (American beaver)
Lineage: Eukaryota; Metazoa; Chordata; Mammalia; Rodentia; Castoridae
Gene: Zc3h18
Product: zinc finger CCCH-type containing 18
Cellular component (GO): precatalytic spliceosome
Molecular function (GO): RNA binding; metal ion binding
Source: RefSeq, a predicted model, not a curated record
AGGACUGCGGUCGCUGGCUGAUGACGUCGCACAAUGGCCGGCCCCCGCGGGUAGUGGAGCCCGUUUGUUCCGCCCGCGUCGCGCCUAAAGCCGGAGCCUGUGAGAAGUGGAAGGGCCAGGGACGUCCUGUCCGCGCCGCCCUGACUCCAGCGGAGCCGUGGCCCCGUCUCCGCCCUCGCGCUGAGAACUCUGGGUACUGAUGGAUGUGGCUGAGAGCCCUGAACGGGAUCCUCGCUCCCCAGAGGAUGAAGAGGAACAGCCUGCGCUCUCAGACGAUGACAUUCUGAGGGAAAGUGGGUCCGACCAGGAUUUGGACGGAGCUGGGGGGAGGGCUUCUGAUUUGGAGGAUGAGGAAAACACGGCUAGGGUACCCAGCCAGGAGGAGGAGAACCGCUCCGAUGAGGAGGACCAGGCCAGUGAGCCCAAGUCUCAGGAUCAGGACUCUGAGGCCCAUGAGCCAAACAGGGGCGCAGUGGGCUCCCCGUGUGAGGAGGUAGAUGAUGGCGAGGAAGACCAGAGAAGUGACCUCAGGGACGAAGCCUCCUCUGUGACCAGGGAGCUGGAUGAGCAUGAGCUAGACUAUGAUGAGGAGGUCCCCGAGGAACCAGCUCCUGCUGCCCAAGAGGAUGAGGCCGAGAAGGCUGGGGCUGAGGAUGAUGAAGAGAAGGGGGAAGGUGCUCCCGGAGAGGAGGGGAUGCCUGGUGUCCAAAGUGUGGGAGAAAAAGAACCCACAGAGGCUGCCAAGGAGAAAAAAAAAGACGACGACGAUGGAGAGAUUGAUGACGGGGAGAUAGAUGAUGAUGACCUGGAAGAAGGUGAAGUGAAGGACCCCAGUGACCGGAAGGUGAGGCCUCGUCCCACCUGCCGAUUCUUCAUGAAAGAUGUUGUGACACCAUUAUCCACUCUUCUUCCACCAAUACCAAAUUCCAUACCAUUCAGAGGCCAGGUUAAAGGGAACUGCACCUGGGGAAUGAAUUGCAGGUUUAUACAUCCUGGAGUGAACGACAAGGGGAACUACUCCCUCAUCACCAAAGCCGACCCGUUCCCACCUAACGGUGCCCCACCUCUCGGACCUCACCCCCUGAUGCCUGCCAACCCCUGGGGUGGGCCAGUAGUUGAUGAAAUUUUGCCUCCACCCCCUCCAGAACCCCCAACAGAGAGUGCCUGGGAACGAGGACUCCGGCAUGCAAAGGAGGUUUUAAAAAAAGCAACCAUUCGGAAAGAACAGGAGCCUGAUUUUGAAGAGAAAAGGUUUACCGUGACCAUUGGUGAAGACGAACGAGAGUUUGACAAAGAAAAUGAAGUUUUUCGAGAUUGGAAUUCUCGGGGCCCAAGAGAUGUCAGAGACACAGCACUCGAGCCUUACGCAGAUCCUUAUUAUGACUAUGAAAUAGAGCGGUUUUGGCGCGGUGGACAGUACGAGAAUUUCAGGGUGCAAUAUACAGAAACAGAACCGUAUCAUAAUUACCGAGAAAGGGAGAGGGAACGAGAGCGAGAGAACAGGCAGCGGGAACGAGAGCGGGAACGGGAGCGCGACCGGGAGCGUGAGCGCCGGCAGAGGGAGCGCGAGCGGGAGCGCGAGCGGGAGCGUGACAAGGAACGGCAGCGGAGGAAGGAGGAGUGGGAGAGAGAGCGAGCCAAACGCGACGAGAAGGACCGGCAGCACCGAGACCGGGACAGGGACAAGGAGCGGGAGAAGGAGAAGGAGAAGCCAAAGCCCCGGUCCCCGCAGCCAGCAAGCCGACAAGCUGAGCCACCAAAGAAGGAGGCCGCCUCUGUGGGGCCACAGGUGAAGCGAGCUGAUGAGUGGAAGGACCCUUGGCGCCGAUCCAAGUCUCCCAAGAAGAAACUUGGGGUGUCAGUCUCCCCAAGCCGAGCACGAAGGCGGCGGAAAACCUCGGCCUCGUCAGCCUCUGCCUCCAAUUCCUCUAGGUCAUCGUCUCGGUCUUCGUCCUACUCUGGCUCUGGCUCGUCCCGGUCCCGGUCCCGGUCCUCAUCCUAUAGUUCCUACUCCAGCCGUUCUUCCAGACACAGCUCCUUCUCAGGCAGCCGGUCCAGGUCCCGAUCCUUCUCCUCAUCCCCAUCCCCAUCUCCCACGCCUUCCCCACACAGACCACCUUUAAGAACCAAGGGGGAGCUGGUCCCACCUCCUGGGAAAGCCGGAGAGAAGUCAGUGAAGAAGCCAGCCCCACUCCCAGUCCCGCCACAAGCCACCAAAACCACUGUUCCUGCCCCCGAGCCUGCCAAACCAGGAGACCCCCGGGAGGCCAGGAGGAAGGAGCGGCAAGCCAGGACACCCCCCAGGAGGCGGACGCUCAGCGGCAGCGGCAGUGGCAGUGGCAGCAGCUACAGUGGCUCCAGUUCCCGAUCCAGGUCUCUGAGCGUGAGCAGUGUAUCUUCAGUGUCCAGCGCCACCUCAAGCAGCAGCUCAGUGCAUAGUGUGGACUCAGAGGACAUGUAUGCGGACUUGGCUAGCCCUGUGUCCUCAGCCAGCUCUCGGUCCCCCACCCCUGCCCAGACCAAGAAGGAGAGAGGAAAAUCUAAGAAAGAAGACAGUGUUAAAGAGGAAAAGCGGAAAAGGGACACAUCCACCCAGCCGCCCAAGUCCUCAAAGCCUCUGGCAGGCGGGAAGUCCUCCCAGCAGCCCACAGGAGCACAGCCGGCACCCCCCGGGCAGCCUCAGCAAGGCUCAUUCGUUGCCCACAAGGAGAUCAAGCUGACACUGCUUAAUAAGGCGGCUGAUAAAGGAAGCAGGAAGCGGUAUGAGCCAUCAGACAAAGACAGGCAAAGUCCUCCAGCCAAGCGGGCCAACUUAUCCCCAGACCGAGGUUCUCGGGACCGGAAGUCCGGUGGAAGAUUGGGCUCCCCAAAGCCAGAGCGGCAGAGAGGCCAGAACUCCAAAGCCCCUGCAGCACCAGCAGACAGGAAGCGCCAGCCAUCGCCCCAGUCCAAGAGCUCCAGCAAGGUCACCAGUGUACCUGGCAAAGUCACAGAUGCCACCGCCGCCAGCACCAAGUCAGGGAAGGCCAGCACACUGUCACGGCGGGAGGAGCUCCUGAAGCAGCUCAAGGCUGUAGAGGACGCCAUCGCACGCAAACGGGCCAAGAUCCCUGGGAAAGUGUAGAGACCUGGAGUAGACUUACGUUUUUAUAAAUAGGGUAAGCGCAGCCAUUUUGGAUUUUGCAGUUAAUGUCUUAUUUGGGCUGUGAUUCUUUUUAAAAAUUUAAAAAGGAAAAAAAGUUUCUCAGCUGGAAAAGAAGCCACACACAAAAUGAGGAUGACGCCGAAUCCCAGCCUCCCCCACCAGACUAAAGGGGUCCCUUCCAGAGUGGUCUCCCCAGACAGACGGAGAUGACAGUGGUGACACAGGCCACACUGGUGUUACGUAAAUGAGUCCCAGACACGGCCCUGCCCUCCUCCUCCUCCUCCUCCUCCUCCUCCUCCUCCAGUCUCCCUUGCUGUGCGUCCAUCUCCACACUGGAGAUGAGAAGGCCAAUAGGUCGUGGACUACUGGCAGCAUCUUUGCCUUCCUCACCGCCCUGGAUCAGAAGUAUAUAUAUUCUUGACUAGAGUCUGAUUGGGAACUAUAUCCUCUUUUAUUUUAAGCAUCAAAUUGUUUUAGUUGAUUUAAAAAGGAAAAAAUAGAAGACCAAAAAAAAAAAGUCAAGGGUAUUGUCGGGCAUCUGUCUAAUGUGGAGGGUCUUUUUUGAGGGAUCUCCUAAAAUAAAAUAUUUUGA